AAUUUACCUGGUCUCCAAACAUGUAUGGCCAAAAGACCUAUAUUGUAUCUUGUGGUUGGAACAUCGUCUUCAGCAUCUAACCAGACGCCAAUUGUUGAGGGUAUAUCAACUUUAGGACUGUCUUCACCUGCAUAACCAGCUCUAACAGUAUUAUGACCAAGAUCAAAAACUAGAGCACCCACUUCAUCUAAAAUGUAAGGUUAUGCCGAAUGAACACAAAAUAUAAACAUCAAAAUUUUAAUUCUUAAAUCUUACCACCUCCAUAUACUGCUCCGCUCAUAUUUCCGAGGUCACCUUAUCAAGUUUUUGUAAUCGUAUUAUUUUAUUUCUACGUUUUCAAAAAAAAAGUGAAAAAACUUGACUGGCUGUUUGUUUACAAGUUCACAAACCUAACCUAACAUGUCGAUGUCGCGUCGAUUUGCGCGUCGCUGUUGUCAUAUUUACAUUUUAAGUAGCAGCACCAGGGAAAUUAUAAAAUAGCUAUUUAUGAAAUUAUUCUGUUCAACAUAAAGAGGUUUUAUUAUUUACUUACACACGUCAAAUAAAAAUUAUUACUACUUACUGUAAAAAACAUAAAUGAAACAAUAAACCUACCACAGUAAAAACUUCAGUUGUAGUUUUUUUCAUCCUUUCAGGCGUCCCUCUGCUCCCUCCAAGAGGAAUUCCGGCAGACUGCCCAAAUCAGGCUUUUGUCUACGUGCGACUUUAUUUGGUCUAUUUACAUAAAUUUAGUCAUUUAAAAAACAUAAAAAACUUUUAGCAUUAGCGAGAUACAUUUUGGAUCAAAAGAGUGAUACCCCUAAAUGUCAGCAACAUAUUAUACAAUUUUUCAAAAAAUAUGUCGCGUUUUCUUAGCAUGCUAUGGAAAUAAACGUCAUGCCAUAUAUAUAUUGUCAAUUUUUGUAACAAAAUAUGAUUGUAUUCGAAAAUUUUCUCAACUUUACCUACGAAUAUGUUUGUUAGCAGUGAAAAUGAUGAAAUUAUGAGCAUUCCACAGGAGAUUUUAGAAAAAGCUCAAAGAAAGAUACGAAAUUACCUAUCGAAAAUUUAUGGAUUUACGACACAAGCAUAACGUCAAAUCCUUUUUUGAGAAUGUUUUAAGUGGGCGUAGAAAAAGUAUAGUACAUUACACGAGUUGUAAGCCCCUUACGCACUAGCGAAACUUUUUCACUUCGUGUGUAAUGGGUUACUUACAACUCUUGUUACAUAAUAUACUAUUUUAUUUGCGGAAAGUAUAAAAAUUUGUAACAGUGAAUUUAUUUUGCGUAAGCUACCUUAUACCUAUCCACUGACACAAGAUCGGCACACAUUUCUUUGUAGGUAUAUAGAUUUUAUUAAAAUACUUUCUCAAUAUCUACGAAAAUAUAGCUACACUGCUAUUUUUUAUCUGUAUUUUGACAUUAACGAAUUAACAUUACUUUCCUGUUUAAACUAAUAAUACAUGUAUAAAGUUAUUUUAAUUUUAGGUUCGAUAUCAAGUCUUGAAAGCCGUUCAUUUUUUUUUAAGUAUCCGUAAAAUUAAUUUAUCUUAGCAACGUUGCAAAAUAGUAGCGGCAAAUUUUUUGAAAGAUUUGAAUUUAUUGAUCAGAUUAUGUUAAAAUUUCUUGAAACGAUUUAAAAAUAUAUGUAAAAGGUCAAGAAAUAGAUCAACAAUUAAGUGUAGAUUUAAAGAAAUGAAAGAUUUUAAAGAAAAUAUUUGCCGUGUGUGUAAAAAUGUAUUUUGUUGUAAAGUUUGUCGAGAAAAGCAUGAAUAUAAACAACACAAUAUUUUUACUGGUUGCGAGAUAUGUAUUAGUGGAAAGACAAUUAUAUCUUUAAUUGAAGAAAAUGUUAUCAGACAUAUAGUGAGUUGCCAUUGGCCUUUGCAUUGUGUAUUCUGUAAAAGAAUUUUUGGUUCUGAAGAUGAACUAUUUCAACAUAAUAAAUGUCCUUUAGCUAAUAAAUUAAGUACGGAAAAUAGUCCAAUUACACCUCAUCACUCUUAUCGGUCAAAUAUAGACAGUACUACGCCAUAUUUUUUCGACAAAAAAUAUAACAAAAACGCAAAACAUUUAAAAGUGCUGUCCAAUCUUGUUGCCACGAGUACUCCUAUGCAAAUAGAGUCUGAUAAUAAUCUGCUAGAAAAAAUUCAGGAAGUCAUCAUAACGCCUGUAGAUCAUUCAGAAAUCAAAGAAAACAAUUUAGAAGGAAGUUCUCGUACCAAUUUAAAAAGAAAAGUCACUUUUUGGGACACUCCAAUCACAGACAGUUUUAGCAAAAAAUCCAAAAAUAUGACAAUGUCAGCACAAGAGGGCAGUACAUACUAUACAGCACGUGAAGAAACAGCAGAACAUUCAAUAGCAACAAAUCGUCAAUUAGUUCCAUGCCUUAAAAUAACUGAGACUCCUACCAUAGAAGAAGAUGAAGAAAACGAAAAAAAACUUAAAAGUGUUAAUAUCUUUCGUAAAAAUGAAGAAACGAUAUGGAUUAGUGCUGUAAAUAUAUCAACAACACAAAUUUGUACAAACGAAUUGACUUCUCCAGAAAUGUGCGUACCCAAUAAUCAGUUUGUCACACCAAUGGUUCCCAAAGGAAGAAAAAUGAACGUGUUAUCACCAACCACAAUUCAAAAGGAAGAGAUAAGUAUAAAAUUUGAAGGACCUAUACAAAUAUCUUCAACACCAAACAAUUCUGCAAUACCAAUAAAAUCGGCUCCUACCAAUCAAGAUAUAUUUGCUAAUAUUGAACAUUUACCCUCUACUUCAAAAUCAAAUUUGGAAAACUGGAAUACAGUAAAUUACAAUUCAAAAGAUAAAUCUGAAGUAAGUAGUCAUGUUAAACUCGAAACUAACAGUCACAAUGACUAUUCUGUGUCUAACAAACUUUGGACUUCUGUAAGCAAAAUGGUAAAAACCGUUCUUCAAACCUUUUCAAAUACUAUUGACACUGUCGACGUAGGUGCUGCCAUUUCAAGGCCCUUGAAGCGUCAUUUAUCCGACAACGAUUUGUUGGAAUCCCCUAUGGUGAAAAGAUAUAAAAGUUCAGAUAUAAAGUGUAGAAGAAAUAUCAGAGAGAUGACUCCUAUCGAUAAAUAUAUGGAGGCUUAUAGAAAGUCAAGAUCUAGAGAAUUUCAUAUAAAUAUUGUGAAUAGUUUAACAAGAACUGCCACAAAAACUUUUGUAGAUAAAGCUACACAAACAGAUGAACCAUAUAUUUAGAUUGAGUGAAAAUUUUAAACAAGAAAGAAAACAAAUUAUUUCCAAAUUCCGCUAAAAAUUUUAUUCGUCUUUGACAGUUUUUGUUUCACUUGUUAAAUAAUUACGUUGAGAUAAGUGUACAGAAAGUUUUAUCAAUUAGAUGAUAUUCCUUAAAGGACCUGGCAAAUUUUGUGUAUGAAUUGUUGAUAUGUUGCAGUUGAUGUCAAAAGAAAAAUAUUUACCAUCGCGCUAAAAUUCUAGUUCUACAAGAUGUACCUAAAAAUUGGGUCAAAAAGUAGCUAUAUUCCUUUUUCGUGUUUGUGACAGUGGGAUUAGAUUUAUACAGGAAGACUAAUUUACAUUUAAAAUAUACCAUGCCCUUUAUACCAGUAAGGUUAAUGAUGAAAAAAUUGUUGUUUUGUUUAUUAUGUCGUUCGAUUUCCUGUUUCGAUGUUUUGUCAUAUAUUUAUCAAAUUAUUUUUUUUAUGAAUAUAAACUUCAAAUUUAAAUAGGUUAGGCUUAGUAUUUUAUAAAUGUGUGAUUAAUAUUUGUUAAUAUGAAUAGAUAUAGGUAAAACAAAAUCAGAACUUUGAAAAAAUAUUUAAUACUUUAACGUUAACUGAAC
Psylliodes chrysocephalus is the source of this 3801-nucleotide messenger RNA. The record is from the annotation of a GenBank genome assembly. Lineage: Eukaryota; Metazoa; Arthropoda; Insecta; Coleoptera; Chrysomelidae.